Mercurialis annua (annual mercury) is the source of this 1084-nucleotide messenger RNA. RefSeq lists its product as uncharacterized. The coding region runs from base 207 to 815 and encodes 202 amino acids. The transcript is spliced from 2 exons. Lineage: Eukaryota; Viridiplantae; Streptophyta; Magnoliopsida; Malpighiales; Euphorbiaceae. The record is from RefSeq and is a predicted model, not a curated record.
CUCUUCAAUUUUUCAGGUCCAUAAUUCCAUUUUCUCUCUAAAUAUUCCUUUUAUUUACUAAGCCAUUUGUUUUCCUUUUAUUUACAAUAUUGCCACAGUUUAUAUGAUCUCUAGUGUUCACCGGAAAACUGAGAGUCACCGUAGCUCCUCCGCUUCUCUCGGUUUCCCUCGCCUCCGCUUAUUGCGCUACCGCCGUUUGUUCUACAAUGCCUACAACUCCAAAGAGUAAUAUCCGAAGAGGACAGGAGCCAGAGAAAAAUCGUAAAAACAAGUUAAAAGAGAAAGCGUCGUCGUUUCACGGAAAACUACCUAUGGAAGUACCGGAAUCUCGGCUUCGCCGCCCGAACACAGUACCGGACUUGCUCGGAGGACGGAGUAUGUCCGCUGGAGCCUCUUUCACGGAAGCGAGACCGAAGUUAACAAAACUAUUACUAAACGUAACGGUUCAAGGCAGUGUUGGUGCCGUACAGGUUUUGAUGUCGCCGGAAUCCACCGUCGGUGAGUUGAUUACGGCUACUAUGAAGCAGUACAUGAAGGAAGGCCGCCGUCCGAUUAUUUCGGCGGAUGCUUCGGAGUUUGAUCUCCAUUACUCGCAGUUUAGCUUGGAAAGUCUUGACAGAGAGGAGAAGCUAAUGGCGUUAGGUUCGAGAAAUUUCUUCUUAUGCGCGACAAAAACGGCGGUUUAUGACGGUGCAAGUUGCAGCAUCAGCAUCAACAACGCAGCAAUAACGACGUCGUCUUGUUCAAAUGAAGUUCAGAAGGCAGUUAAAACUGCAGGUUCAUCUUGGUUAAAAUUCAUAGAUUUCUUGCUGUAAUUGAAGAAAGCAAAAAUUAAUUGUGCCACCGGCGGAACUAGGAGAGGUGCCGGUGGUGGCCCUGAUUACUGGCCGCCCCUUACUCCUUGUCUUCCGGCUAUCGUCAUUAUUUUUUGUCUUAAUAUUCUUUCGAAAAUUUAUAUUCUGUGAUGUUGAUUUUCCGAUUCCGCCACUAAUAUUAAAAAAAAGGUGAAUGUAAUUAUGUAGAAUCUGCAAUAUUAUUCUGUUGUAAAAUUGCAUUAAUUAAUUAGGCAAUUAAAUUCUUUAAA